Molecule: messenger RNA, 703 nt
Organism: Phytophthora nicotianae INRA-310
Lineage: Eukaryota; Oomycota; Peronosporomycetes; Peronosporales; Peronosporaceae
Product: NAD(P)H:quinone oxidoreductase, type IV
Exons: 1
Coding region: 1-603 (200 amino acids)
Molecular function (GO): FMN binding; NAD(P)H dehydrogenase (quinone) activity
Source: RefSeq, a predicted model, not a curated record
AUGGCCAAGAUCGCUAUCAUCUACUACUCCACCUAUGGCCACAUCGCCCAGCUCGCCGAGGCUGCCAAGAAGGGCGUCGAAUCCGUCGACGGCGUGACUGCCGAGAUCUACCAAGUGCAGGAGACGCUCUCCGACGAGAUCCUGGGCAAGAUGCACGCCGCCCCCAAGAAGGACCACCCCAUCGCCACUGUGGACACCCUGAAGGAGGCGGACGGCAUCCUGUUCGGCUUCCCCACGCGCUUCGGCUCGCUGCCAGCGCAGGUCAAGGCCCUCUUCGACUCGGCCGGUGGCCUGUGGGCUGCUGGUGCUCUGGUGGGCAAGCCUGCCGGCAUCUUUUUCAGCACGGGUACUCAGGGCGGCGGCCAGGAGACGACGGCCUUCACUGCCCUGACGUUCCUCGCUCACCAGGGUCUGACCUUCGUGCCUCUGGGCUACCGUGCUCCGGAGCUCUUCAACAUGGACGAGAUCCAUGGGGGAUCUCCGUGGGGAGCUGGCACUCUGGCCGGUGGCGAUGGCUCUCGCCAGCCAUCGAAGCUCGAACUGACGGUUGCCACCACGCAGGGCAAGUCGUUCGCUGAGGUAGCCAAGAAGCUGGCCGCUUAAAGCAUGUAAAUGUUAGAUUCAUCUCAGUUCUGCCGAUUUGAAUUUAAUGAAAACCCGUAUUACCUUUCCGGCUCUUGCUUAUUCGACAUGAGUAGCUGGU